Messenger RNA from Phycomyces blakesleeanus NRRL 1555(-), 909 nucleotides. RefSeq lists its product as hypothetical. The record is from RefSeq and is a predicted model, not a curated record. Bases 1 to 909 code for a protein of 302 amino acids. NCBI's taxonomy places the organism in Eukaryota, Fungi, Mucoromycota, Mucoromycetes, Mucorales, Phycomycetaceae. The transcript has 6 exons.
AUGAGUUCGUUUCCUGUCGCAUGGAUACUUAUCUUAAUAACACCUUAUACACCUCAAUCUUCCUCUCAAAUUCUCGCAGAAUUACUACGGCAUAUAUUUCAAUUGGCCGGGCCGUUCAAGGAAGUUCAGACAACUCGCCAACUUGAAGAUGUCUUCGCAGAAGAGAAAUAUAGAAAUUCCUUCAUGGCAAUAUUUCUAAUAUGGACAGCCUACCUAGAAAAAUAUAGGCUCAAACAAAGCUCUAUCUACCAUAACUCAAAACAUGAAAGAGUCCGUGGAUGCUAUGUAAUUAUCGAUGCUGGAAUUAGAUGUAUUAUAUACUGCAUGUAUGAGGAUUCUACAUUAGAGGUAACGAAUUGGUACCUAUACCCCUCCAGCUGGCAUAGAUUUAGGCUCAACAGUGUCAAGUUUUGUAUUAUUUUGAACCUCAAAGCUCAACCCCAGAAUGUUAUUGCUGUAGAGUAUGAAAUUUUCCAAACGUCAAGACGAACCAACAACAUCGCCGACUUCACUUUUUAUACCUUGGUCAAAGCAGCAGACUCUUCAAUGACCACUUCCUUUUAUGGGACAUAUAGCCAAAACUUUCUCACUGAGUUAGGUCCAGAUUAUGUCUUGGUCAUGGAAAGCUUUUCUGCCCCUCACAUCAGAUACCAUGAACCAAUCAAUGGAGUUUACUACAUCCAAACAUUGUCCUUCGUGCCUCCAGCUAUCACUUGGAAUCUUUAUUCAAAUCCCCAGCCCUCGCCCAUGUCCCUGCACACAAAUUCCAAUUGUGGUAUACCAUGGUCUCUAAAGGUGUUAAGCGUUGUUUGUGGGAUCGAGAUCGCUGAUGUUAUGAACUUUCGACAUACACUUAACCAAUCGAGAUAUGAUGGUAUAAUACCUGAAAUAUUCACUCGUGACAUUUGA